AUGCUCGCCCUUCGAGGAUAUUCCUCGUCUUGGGCACUUUGGACUAACCCAUUAAAAAAUGGCUGGAUUCGCCAUAAUUCAUCAUAUCCCGCUCAUCAAUUCGCCGAGCUCGCCAGCCGUCCCUGCUCUUUACACCAGAUCUACCAAUCGUUAUCAACAGAUCCCUACGUGAACCUUUCGAUCGAACACUUCCUAUUAGAAAAUGCCCCGGCAGAGUCUAGCAUCUUGUUCCUUUAUGCAAAUCGGCCAUGUGUAGUCAUUGGUCGCAACCAGAACCCAUGGCUUGAGACAGAUCUCCGCACACUUCAUAAUGACCGCAGGAACGGCACGACGGGGGAGAUGAAGCUGCAGUAUUCCGUUAUAUGCCCACGUACCUCGUUUACGCGUGACAAGCAUGCCGAGAUGGUGGUGCGCGCACUUCACCAGGUCGGGGCUAACAACACCAGUGUCAAUGAGCGGCAUGAUAUUGUCAUGGCCCGAGCAGAGGGAAUGCAAAAUGAUCCCAGCGAGCCUCUGACACGCAAGGUGUCUGGCUCUGCGUUUAAGCUCACUCGACACCGAGCCCUCCACCACGGCACUUGCUUGCUCGAUUCCCCGAAUAUUCAUGAUCUUGGCCGGUACCUGCGAUCCUCCGCCCGCCCGUAUAUCCUGGCCAAGGGCGUUGAGAGCGUUCGUUCUCCAGUCGGGAAUGUCUCGGCUGCGCUAGAAGACUCGUUCUUUUCCAUGCAGAGCGUGGUUCAGAGUGUGAUCGAGCAGUUCGCUCGGCUCUACGAGGUACAUCCCGAUGCUGUUCUCAGGGCCCAACGUGCUCAUGCAAAUGAGCCUGAAGUCUUUGCUGGGGACUCUUGGGUUGCUGGUACAGUUGGAGAAGUACAGGGCGAGCAGGUGCCUGCCAUUGGGAAAGGAAUUGCCGAGUUACGCUCGUUGGAGUGGAAGUACACACAAACACCGCGCUUCACUUUCUCAACGUACCCCAUCGAGGAAGAUCCCCGUGAACGGCCGCCAUUGCCCUCCUCGCUCCCCUCGAGUACUCGUGCAUUCCUCCGCCUGCAGCAUGGUGCUAUCGUCGAAAGCCACAUCUCUGUCUCACCCGACGAGUCCACCGCAUCUGACCAAGCCAGUCGCGUCCAUUCGACACUGAAUGGACAGAAGCUGCACGAGAUUACCUUGGCCCGGUGGACUGAGAUCCUAAAGCAGGGUCUUGGUGAGACCGAAGGAGUCGAUGAUGCUCUUGUGAAAGGGCUGGCCCAAUUCUUGGGUGGCCUUUUGGGGGGUUAA
Messenger RNA from Penicillium verrucosum, 1278 nucleotides. RefSeq names its product putative lipoate--protein ligase. NCBI's taxonomy places the organism in Eukaryota, Fungi, Ascomycota, Eurotiomycetes, Eurotiales, Aspergillaceae. The coding region runs from base 1 to 1278 and encodes 425 amino acids. Gene Ontology annotation, molecular function: lipoyltransferase activity. The transcript is spliced from 2 exons. Gene Ontology annotation, cellular component: mitochondrion; cytoplasm. Gene Ontology annotation, biological process: protein lipoylation. The record is from RefSeq and is a predicted model, not a curated record.